GAGAGAGAGAGAGAGAGAGAGAGAGAGAGAGAGGGUCUCUGUGUGUGUUUUAGUUUGCAGUGACUCGGCGAUUUCAUAGGGAAAUGGCAGACGAACAGACUAAGAUUAUGAUGGCAGUGAACGAAUCGACGAUCAAGGGGUAUCCACACCCAUCUAUCAGCAGCAAAGGGGCCUUCGAAUGGACUCUCGACAAGAUCGUCCGCUCCAACACCGCUGGCUUCAAGCUCUUCUUUCUCCAUGUCCAAGUUCCUGAUGAAGACGGUUUUGAUGACACUGAUAGCCUCUUUGCAUCACCUGAGGAUUUCAAGAACAUGAGACACAAGGACAAGAUAAAGGGACUCCAUCUGCUGGAAUACUUUGUCAACCAAUGUCAUGAGCGUGGGGUAUCUUGUGAAGCAUGGAUCAAGAGAGGAGAUGCCAAGGAAGUCAUCUGCCAUGAGGUGAAACGUGUGCAUCCUGAUCUUCUUGUAGUUGGUUGCCGUGGUCUUGGGCCUUUCCAGCGGGUAUUUGUAGGAACUGUUAGUGAAUUUUGUGUUAAGCAUGCUGAAUGUCCUGUUGUCACAAUCAAGCGCAGUGCUUCAGAGACCCCUCAGGACCCUGUUGAUGACUAAAAUGUUUGUGCUAUCUAUGGAUAGAUUUACAAAUUCGAUAAAGAUUUGUUUCAUUGUAUAAGAAUAUCGAGUAGAUAUGUAUAUGCUCUGUAGUACAUUGUGGGUUGAUUUGAAUAGAGAUAUGCCUGGAUUUUCUUGAGACAAUUUAGUAUAUUAUUAAUGUGUUUUUAAAAUGGCACUUGAUUCUGCCAAGUUCAGUUCAA
Messenger RNA from Ipomoea nil (Japanese morning glory), 814 nucleotides. Its product is annotated as universal stress protein A-like protein. The transcript has 5 exons. The record is from RefSeq and is a predicted model, not a curated record. Bases 84 to 611 code for a protein of 175 amino acids. NCBI's taxonomy places the organism in Eukaryota, Viridiplantae, Streptophyta, Magnoliopsida, Solanales, Convolvulaceae. Gene Ontology annotation, molecular function: AMP binding.